Diabrotica balteata is the source of this 1497-nucleotide messenger RNA. Lineage: Eukaryota; Metazoa; Arthropoda; Insecta; Coleoptera; Chrysomelidae. The record is from the annotation of a GenBank genome assembly.
UGUCAACCGUCACCGACGAAAGGAAAGAUUAGUUUUAUUUUAUUUUUUUGUUUUCGUUUCUAGAUUGAUAUUCUAGUUUUUAACUUAAAUUGAAUAAGAUGGACAAUUCUCUAACAAAUUUUGAAUUAACGGAGAGUACCAUAAAAAUCGAUCCAGAUUCGGAAAACGGUUCUGGAUCAGACAAAAGUGAUCCAAUGGAAAUAGUAAGUAUAGGAGAUGCUGAAUCUUCUUCCAGCAAUAAGUCUGAUGAUGAUUUCGAUAACAAUUUACCAAAAACUGUUACCCUUUUGAAACACGAAAAGACUGGAGCUAAAGUUUAUCUUAUUGGUACAGCACAUUUUAGUAAAGAAUCACAGGAAGAUGUAGCAAAAGUUAUAACAAAUGUUCUUCCACAUAUAGUUGUAUUAGAAUUAUGUAGUUCGAGGACAAAUAUUUUAUCUCAAGAUGAGGAAACAAUUUUGGAAGAGGCCAAAAAUAUUGAUAUGCAAAAAAUUAUAUCUACAAUUAGGACCAAUGGGGCGUACAACGGUUUGAUGUAUUUACUAUUAUUAAAUUUGAGUGCGAAUCUUACAAAGGAAAUCGGAAUGGCUCCCGGUGGCGAAUUCAGAGUUGCUUAUAAGGAGGCCUCAAAGAUUCCUCACUGUAGAAUACAUUUAGGGGAUCGGCCGAUAAACAUUACCCUUCAAAGAGCCCUAGCAAGACUUACCUGGUUCCAAACUAUAAAACUAGCAUGGCAUCUACUCACGUCGAAAGAUCCUGUUAGUGUAGAAGAAAUUGAAAAAUGUAAAGAAAAAGACAUGCUAGAGCAAUUAUUAACAGAUUUGUCAGGAGAAUAUCCAGCGUUUAGGGAAGUUUUUCUUGAUGAGAGGGACAUUUUUUUAACGAAUUCUCUACAACAGGCAGCUGAAUCAAGAAUGAAGUCACCGGCAGAUAGUUAUUUCGAGCCGGAGCCUCUUCGUAUCGUAGGAGUAGUCGGUAUUGGACACGCAGCAGGAAUAACCAAACUUUGGCCACAUAGUCAAGAAGAAUACGUGGCUCCCAUAAUCAAAAUUCCACCACCAUCUCUAACGUCCAAAGUCAUUCGACAAACUUACAAAAUUUCAGUUCUAGUUUUGGGAGGUUAUCUUAUAUAUAAGUAUGUUCCAGUACCGAAAUUUUUAAAAGAGAAUGCUCAUGUUUUUGCUCAAAAAGUUUUAACUAGUAUAAGAGCUGAAAAUACCUUUAGGUUAAGUUUAAACUGAGGUUGUUGUAGUUCAUUACCAAAUCAUAUUACGAAAUUAAAAUAAACAAUUCAUUUAUGAAGGUUCCUGUUAUUGCUUUUUGAUCUGCGACAAAUUUUUGAUAUUGUUCCCGAUAAAUGCUAAUACAAUAAACUACCGAUGUAUAAAGUCAUUGAUUAUUUAGUUUUGUAAAAAGUGUAAAUUUUUCAUGAGGAUAAUUUACCGUUGUUUUGGUCUAUAUAGAGCUUAUUUUCUAAAUAAAAUAUGUUUAUAUUUA